This is a messenger RNA of Linum trigynum, 2117 nucleotides long. Lineage: Eukaryota; Viridiplantae; Streptophyta; Magnoliopsida; Malpighiales; Linaceae. The record is from the annotation of a GenBank genome assembly.
UCUGAAACAAUGUUUUCCUGAACGACAUCGUCUCACCGGAAAGCUUGAUCCUCCUUCGGGGAUUCACUAUUUCACUUCCCCUGAUAACAUCCGCCGCAGUUCCUCUUUUCAUUGUUGCGUCUCCUCCCAUCCAAAUUCCAAAGACUAUUCUUCCCUUUCCCCUUCCCCUUCCCCAAUCCUCUCUCAGCUGUCUGUUUGCUCUCCACCAAACUCGCGUUCAUACCCUCCUCCGCCGAGCAGGCACUUCUGUCCGACAAUCAAUUGCCUUGUCGUCGCUGAUUUUCUCCUCAUCCGCUCACCGCCCGCCAGCCCACAUCGGCAACAGUAGAGUGAAAAAUCUGUAAAGUCGUCGUCUUUUUGGCCUCCCUCUCUUCUAUGGAUCUGGUAAUCUUAUCCCUCGAUACCUUCAUCCCUGAUAAAAGGUGGAUUGGAUCCACUCAUCGUAUUUCCUAUUCCAAUUAGGACUGGGUUACCGAAUCGAAUUAGAUUACUUAUUUAUAGGGAUUGGGGGAGAUAGGAUAGAUGGGGUGUAGAAUUGAAUAAAUUGGGUAGGAUGGAAGGUGGCGGCAGGAGCAAGUGCAUCAUCGGCGGCGGCGUGGAUCCAACUGUGAUGACGUCGACAAUCCAGGAUCUUCCAGACAGCAUAUUGAUCAACAUAAUUAGUCGGCUGCGAAUGAAAUCUGCAAAAAGAUGCAGCGCGGUAUGCAAGGCAUGGUACAGGAUUCUCAAGGACGAGGCAACAUCGCGCUACAUGGAAAGUUGCUACGAUGGCAGCAGCAGCUUCGCUCUGUUGAGCAUAGCGUUGGCCCUGUCAAGCACCACUGUAUCGGCUUAUGUGGUUGCAGCAGAGUCUUCUUCUGAAGAAGAUACGGUGGGAUGUGCACGAUUCGUCCUUGAGGGAGCACCCACCGUGCUCGGUUGUUGCAAUGAUGUGCUACUUUGUCAGGGUUUGGAAUCUGUUUACUUCGUCUGGGAGCCCCUCGGCGGGAAUGAUAACUGGGUUCCACUCCCACCUCUAAAAUAUGAAAGUAUUGAUAGGUUCCUGUGUGGAAUUGCGGCCCAUUCAGAUGGUAGCUUUACUGUGAUUCAUAUUGCAGGCUGCGUCAGGUGGCAGCCAGCUCAUCGUCUGUCAGUGCAGACGUUUAGUAAUCACAAGCACAACUGGGUUUGGAAAGAAGAAGUAAUGUAUUUGCCUGCAGGCCGAGUAUUUAAUUGGGAGUCCACAUAUUAUCCUCAAGGAAUUAUGUACAAGGGAUUCAUGUUUUGGCUUGGGGAAACACACUCCCUCUUUGGAGUUGCUGAUCCAUAUCACGCUGCUGAUGGUGAGGGUUCGUCUGCUUCUUGUGUGCCUCUACUUAUUGAUCUGCCUCCAAAAUUUGUGUACAAGAACAAUGAACGCUUGGAAAUAUGCAGAGGAAACUUGACCAUUCUCCAAAUGUCAGAGUGGCCAACGCCAUGCGGCACUGUUAGCGUUUGGAUUCUACUUGAUGAUGAUGACCACUGUCGAUGGUUAUUGCAUAAGCACGUUUCUCUCCGCAACGUCUUUCAACAACCACCUCUGGAUGAGUGUGUUUUGCCUUUGUAUCAGCAGCGAGUGGAACUUCUUGGCAGUAAUCCUUCUGACCACAACAUCAUCUAUUUCAGAGUCUGGAUGACUGUGUUUUCUUUGGAUUUUUCCACCAUGGCUCUCCAACAUGUGUUCCACUAUCCUCCAGACACCUGGCUCCGAGGCCACUCCGUAACUGCUUUGACGUAUAAACCCAAAUGGCGCCCCGCGCCUGUCCUUGCUUUUGCCGUUGCAUCUUUGUUUAAGUUUUAAUUUACACACAUUACAAAGCUAGGCUUAGGGUUGGGCUAAGCUAGCUCUUUCUGUGUGAUGUGUUGUGCUAUCUAUAUUUGAUUACCAUGUACUAUCAGGCAUCUAUUCCGUCUCUGCUCUGCGCUGCUUGGAAUGGAUCCAGUUCAAUUUGCGCAUUUAGUUUAGUUCUUAGUUCCAUUGUUUCAACGGGGAGGAAUGUAUACAGCAUAAAGUAAAGAGCUUGGCACUGUAGUCAAUAUUGUAAUUCUCUUUCAUCUUUUGUUUUCCCUACUACUACAAGUAAAUCGCAAAAGGUUAU